UAUUCAUUGUAUAUAUCUACAUCCAUCCACUUUUUGUUCAUAUAUAAAUAUAUACGCCGGAGGUUUCCAUAGAUUUCCUCGUUCGUAUCUACUGCCGUUUUGUCCUUCCGAACCUCAGACUGCUGCCUCUCUGGACUCCUCCUCCUUUGUAACACAGGUGUAAUCAUUUCUUCUUUUUUUGGGGGGUUAAAAGACAAGCGAGGAGUUUCGUAUUGUGUCCGGCUGUUCUUCGUCGGUUGCUCAUCUCAUCUCCAAGCUUUCUAAUUCCUCCGCAUCAUCAUGGGAACUCAAGCUCCAACUGAUCAUCUCCACUACGACGACUCCAAAACAGUGGACAAUCGAACGGCUGAAGAGAAGGCAAUUGAUGAAUGGCUUCCUAUUACGUCCUCAAGGAAUGCAAAAUGGUGGUACUCGGCCUUUCACAAUGUCACUGCCAUGGUGGGAGCUGGAGUGUUGAGCUUGCCUUAUGCCAUGUCCAAGCUUGGAUGGGGGCCUGGAGUGACUGUAAUGGUCUUAUCUUGGAUUAUCACUCUGUACACCUUAUGGCAAAUGGUUGAAAUGCACGAAAUGGUUCCGGGGAAACGUUUCGACAGAUAUCACGAGCUAGGCCAGCAUGCUUUUGGUGAGAAACUUGGUCUCUGGAUUGUAGUACCCCAACAGCUAGUGGUUGAAGUGGGCGUGGACAUUGUUUACAUGGUUACUGGAGGGAAGUCAUUGAAGAAGUUCCAUGACUUGGUCUGCUCAAAGCCUUGCAAAGAUAUCAAGACUACCUACUUCAUUAUGAUCUUCGCCUCUGUUCAUUUUGUGCUCUCCCAUCUUCCAAACUUCAAUUCCAUCUCCGGUGUGUCUUUGGCCGCAGCCGUCAUGUCAUUGAGUUACUCCACCAUUGCUUGGGGUGCCUCCGUGAAAAAGGGUGUCCAACCAGAUGUGGAAUAUGGCUACAAAGCUACGACUACAGCAGGAACACUUUUCAACUUCUUCGGUGCCCUGGGAGAUGUAGCUUUUGCUUACGCCGGUCACAAUGUUGUUUUAGAGAUUCAAGCCACCAUCCCUUCUAAACCUGGGAAGCCUUCCAAGGUGCCCAUGUGGAGAGGAGUGGUUGUUGCCUACAUAGUUGUGGCAUUGUGCUAUUUCCCGGUUGCUUUUAUAGGGUACUGGAUGUUCGGAAACAGUGUCGAGGAUAACGUUCUCCUCUCAUUGAAUAAACCAACCUGGCUAAUUGCGAUGGCUAACAUGUUUGUCGUGGUUCACGUAAUCGGAAGCUAUCAGAUUUAUGCGAUGCCGGUUUUCGACAUGAUUGAAACUGUGCUCGUCAAGAAAUUAAGAUUCAAGCCCAGUUGGACGUUGCGCUUUGUUUCGAGGAACAUUUACGUGGCUUUCACAAUGUUUGUUGGUCUCACAUUCCCAUUCUUCGGCGGACUUCUUGGAUUCUUUGGAGGCUUUGCUUUCGCCCCAACUACAUACUUCCUCCCCUGUAUCAUGUGGCUUGCCGUCUAUAAACCGAGGAGAUACAGCUUGUCUUGGAUUACAAACUGGAUUUGCAUCAUACUGGAGAGUCCUCUUUGAUGUUAUUGCGCCAAUUGGAGGCUAAGACAGAUCAUACUUGAAGCGAAGACCUAUAAAUUCUACUCGUAGAGGCAGAGCAGCUUGCCUACAGCGAAGGAUGUAGUGAUAUAGGUAAAAAGGAAGCAGUCAGAACUCAGAAGAGCGUCAGCUUCGCCAUGGAAGCAGUCGACGGGUGGUGGGCUCAUCACUAGUCAUGGCGGAAUAGGAAUUCCGAAUUCAUACUAGAAGCAAGUAUAAAGAUGUAUUGAAGUGCUCUUUUGAGUAAAAAAAAUUCAUGCUGGUUUGGUUAAUACAUACAUCCGCGGUUUUUUUUUA
Messenger RNA from Coffea arabica (coffee), 1881 nucleotides. RefSeq names its product lysine histidine transporter 1. Lineage: Eukaryota; Viridiplantae; Streptophyta; Magnoliopsida; Gentianales; Rubiaceae. The record is from RefSeq and is a predicted model, not a curated record.